AUGGCGCCCACUACACGAUCCGGCAGCAAGCGCGCAAGCGGCGAAGCUGUGGACACCAAAGUCACCAAGAAAGCGAAACGUUCGGUCAAGACCGCUGCGAAGCCUGCGAAGAAGGAGGAGCCCGCAAGCGAAGCUCCGCAGUACUUCCGCUUCCUCGAUCUUUCCCCAGAACUGCGGAACAGAGUAUACGAAUACGCCAGAGAAGACGACUCCACCCGCUUUGCUCCACGGCCCAAUCAAGACCCCCUACGUUUUGCUCACCCCCCACGCACAGUGCGUCCCUGGAAGUACUUCGCUCUAACUCACGUCUGUACACAAGUCCGCGCAGAGUAUCGUCCUCUCUGGGUUCGGGAUCUUCGUGUUGCAUUCUCGGCGACUACUCAGUUAACCACCUUCCUCGAUACUUUUCUACGAUUUGAGAACGAACCCAAGCACAUGCCGAAGCUCAUACAAGAGGAAGAAGGCCUGUAUCCAUACAGCGACGAUGACGACGAGUGCACCUGUCCGGAUUUUGAUAUGAGCCAGAGCGAGUGGGAAGAGUUCAAGCACGACCAGAUGGAAUACACUUCCGACAUACCUGUAUUCGUUCACAAUACGAAUGAGGCUUGGAUCAAAGCUGUACAGGAGAACAAAGUGACCGUCACUUGCUCAUUCUGUCAUUGGAGCCACCAUGCCAUCUUCAAGAUUCUCUACAAAGAUCCAGUCUGCGAGACGACGGCUGAUUCUCAACCGGCAUGGGAUUUGAUGAAGCAAUGGGGCAUCCUCGACCUUCCAACCAAACGAGGAACAGACUUCAUAUUCGCGUACGAGGAUAAGCAGACCACGGAAAAAGACGGUCACAGCAUGGCACACUCCGUCACACGCCAAAUCGUCUUUCGGAAGACACCUUCGAAGGCCUAA
This is a messenger RNA of Alternaria hordeiaustralica, 900 nucleotides long. RefSeq lists its product as uncharacterized. Gene Ontology annotation, molecular function: protein binding. The transcript is spliced from 4 exons. Bases 1 to 900 code for a protein of 299 amino acids. NCBI's taxonomy places the organism in Eukaryota, Fungi, Ascomycota, Dothideomycetes, Pleosporales, Pleosporaceae. The record is from RefSeq and is a predicted model, not a curated record.